AUGUCUACCGCCCAAUAUCAUAGUCCCGUGGAUCCAAACAGUUACCCAACACUUGCUGUGGUGCUUACAUCGAUUGGAUUAAUGUUUAUGGCUUUGUUUUUGGUUUAUGAGGCUACCACUACCAAACAACACCGAAAUCUCUUCAAAGAACUCACUCUCGCUUCUCUAUCAUCAGUCAUCUUAGGAUUAGGAUUGUUUUUCACAUUAUUGUGGACUGGUGUUUAUGUGUAA
Molecule: messenger RNA, 231 nt
Organism: Naegleria lovaniensis
Lineage: Eukaryota; Heterolobosea; Eutetramitea; Acrasida; Naegleriidae
Exons: 2
Coding region: 1-231 (76 amino acids)
Biological process (GO): protein N-linked glycosylation
Cellular component (GO): membrane-bounded organelle
Source: RefSeq, a predicted model, not a curated record